This is a messenger RNA of Pelagomonas calceolata, 616 nucleotides long. The record is from the annotation of a GenBank genome assembly. Lineage: Eukaryota; Pelagophyceae; Pelagomonadales; Pelagomonadaceae.
GCAUUGCGAGCCUUUGUGGUUUUUGCCACCACAGCCCGCACAGCUGUCACCACUGUCACGGGCUUGUAAAUUUUUGAUCCUUGGCCGCGCAGCACGCGCUGGCUGAAAUUUGAGGUCGAGUCGUGCAGGCAUUGGAGAGCAUGGCAGCGUUGCAUUUGCUGACUAAGCAGAGCACUUCCUCCUUCUUGCGUUGGGCAUUUGUGUUACUGUUGUGCACACUGAGUAGGGCACUCGCGCUGACGACGCGACCACUCGCACGGGCACCAUCGCGCUUCUUUCGACGAACACGCGGGACGCGAUGCGGGACGAGACGAUGGGCGCGGAAGCCGUCAGCGCCGCCAAUUGAACAAAACGAGCCAACCAGCAGCCGUCGAAAUGUCCUCGCGGCGGUCGCGUUCCCGGUCGCGGUCGGCCUCGGGUCCCAAGCGCCGCUCCUGGGCCUCAUCGCGAACCCGCCCGACGCGGCGGCGCGCGACGAAAUGCUCUCGUCGUGGUGCGCGGCCGACUACUGCACGCUCCUGGGGGGCGGUGCGGGCUAUGGUGGUGCAUCGGCGUUUCCCGGAAAUUACGUCGAGCCGGACGACGAGGCGAAGUAGAACUAUUGUGUGUAACAGAC